Molecule: messenger RNA, 1941 nt
Organism: Morchella sextelata
Lineage: Eukaryota; Fungi; Ascomycota; Pezizomycetes; Pezizales; Morchellaceae
Exons: 4
Coding region: 1-1941 (646 amino acids)
Biological process (GO): protein phosphorylation
Molecular function (GO): protein kinase activity; ATP binding
Source: RefSeq, a predicted model, not a curated record
AUGGCUGCGCAAUUUCAGAAUUUGAAAAACUUCAUCCGCCAUGGAAAGCAGGCGCGAAAUAACCAAGAUAGCUCACCUCAAUCAGCGCCGGCUCCACAAAACCAUGCACAUUCAGACCCAAUCCACGCAAAGGCCGAACACCAAAAGAAGUAUCAACAGAAACAAGACUUCUCAGUAGCUCCUGAUGGCAACCGCAAUGUAGCCGCUCAGGCUGCCAAUGCUGCAGCCAACGCUACAGCAGCUCAUCAGAAGCUCCCGGUCGACGAUCCUGGUGUAGUGCCCUCUCAAAUCGGUGUGGGAGUAUCCGCUGGUGGUAUUGGUGGACAAGGAGGAAAGAAUUAUGAUGAGAAUGUACUUGCGCGAAUCGUCGCCGAGGAAAGGGAGACUCGAGAACGGUUACCAAAAUAUCCUGGCCUCGAACGAUGGAUGUUGCUGGAAAAAAUGGGUGAUGGGGCAUUCAGCAAUGUCUACCGCGCGAGAGAUAGUACUGGAGAGUACGAUCAAGUUGCCAUCAAAGUCGUCCGAAAAUAUGAACUCAAUGCGGCUCAGGGUAAUGAUCACCUUCAUCCGGAUUUCAAGAAAAUACCGAAAACAGUUGAGCGAGCAAACAUUCUGAAAGAGGUCCAAAUAAUGCGGGGCCUUAAUCAUGAAAACAUCGUCUCUUUGAUCUCAUUCUCAGAAUCUCGAAGUUAUUACUAUCUUAUAUUAGAGCUCUGUCCUGGAGGAGAGUUAUUUCACCAAAUAGUGCGCCUUACAUACUUCUCAGAGGAUCUUAGUAGACAUGUCAUUGUACAAGUUGCGGAGGCUUUAAGAUAUCUCCACGAGGAAAAGGGAGUAGUACACAGGGAUAUCAAACCAGAAAACCUCCUUUUUGAACCCAUUCCGUUCAUUCCAACAAAGAGCCCUAAAAGUCGAUCACCAGAAGAUGAAGAUAAAGAAGACGAAGGCGAGUUUAUUCCUGGAGUAGGCGGUGGCGGCAUCGGGCGGAUAAAGGUCGCCGACUUUGGGCUAUCCAAGGUCGUGUGGGAUACUCAAACGAUGACUCCCUGCGGUACGGUGGGAUAUACAGCACCAGAGAUCGUCAAAGAUGAACGUUACUCCAAGAGUGUUGAUAUGUGGGCUCUGGGGUGUGUUCUUUACACUUUGUUGUGUGGAUUCCCGCCCUUCUACGACGAAAGUAUAUCAGUCCUUACGGAAAAGGUUGCGAAGGGACAAUAUACUUUCCUCUCCCCAUGGUGGGAUGAUAUUUCGAAAUCAGCCCAGGACCUGGUUUCGCACCUUUUGACUGUCGAUCCUGUGAAGAGAUACACUAUCGUGGAGUUCAUGAAUCACCCGUGGAUUAAGAACACAAACGAGGCUACCGUGGCUGCAUUGGACGCACCUCCUUUAGCCACUCCUGCAAUUCACAAACAGAACAUGCAGUUUACACCGAUGGCUAUCGAGCCCGACUUCACCCCUGAUCCCAGCAUGCCCGGAGCCAACAAACGGAUGGAUUUUAGGUCUCCUGGUGUUGUCAGUUUGAGAGAGGUAUUCGACGUCGGGUACGCAGUUCAUCGUAUGGAGGAGGAAGGCAAACGUCGCAAGAACUGGAAGCAAGGAUACAGAGGUGCUCAGCCUUUGAACGAGGAAGACGAAUUCGACUCCGAAGAAGAAGACAUUCCAGAAUCUGUUAAGAUCCCCAAGGAUAAUGAGGCCGAUGAUGUUGCGGGGAUGGAGGCAACAUUGAAGAAGACCAAUUUGAACUCCGGAAGCACGUAUGCUGGGGCCAUUGCUGCUGCUCGGGGCGUCGGAGCGACAGCUCCAAUGUCCCCCACCACGCCGAAGACCAACACUGGCGGACAUGCUAGAUCUACGAAGAGGAAACCUGGCGGAUUUGAAUUGAGUCUAGAUAAUGCUACACUCUUGGGUAGAAGAAAGAAGGACGGAACAGUCCAGGCAUAA